GCUUCCUUCGUGCUGCCUUCACUUACUUCCAGCUUGGAUACUGCGAGCAUCGACGACAUGACUCUCCAGCCAGUAGCCUUUAUCCUUCUCUUUCUUCACGCCUGGACCGUGUGGGCCAGGGUGGUCGGGACUGCGCCUGAGAGUGUCGAGGUGUACCUGGGCGACUCGGCCGAGAUCCCGUGCCAGUACAAUAUCACUGAAAUCAAUAGCGAGCCCAGCCGGAUCUUUAUCCAGUGGUUUGUGCGUUCCAGUCCUUACCCCUCUAUCCAGAAUGACCAAGAAAGCAGCAAGCGGAUCCGGAUCUUCUACGGCGAUGACCAGAACUCACACGUGGACAACAACACAGAGUACAGCAGCCGCAUCCAGGUGGCCUUUGACCAGCAGGGAACCCUACUCAGCAUCCAGGAGGUCCAGCUUUCAGACGAGAGGGAGUUCUUCUGCACGGUGAACGCUUUGGAGGCUGGCCAAUUGAAUACGAGGACUCAACUCAGGGUGUUUGCUCCACCAGAGGCUCCAAUAAUCAAGGGUGUCCAAACUGGAAUAUCAGUGACCAAUGAGAUGCCGUCAAAGGUUGCAACAUGUGAAGCCCGUAACGGCUUUCCCAAGCCCAACAUCACCUGGUACAGGAACAACAUGGCUCUAGUACCCACAGCAGGACGUGUCAACGUGUGGACUGACGAUACACUUGAGUCCAGUAAAUUGUACUCGAUGCUGAGCACGCUGGAAUACAAGGUGCAGAAGGAGGACAAGGAUGCUAAUUUCUCCUGCGAGGUCAGCUUCUUUGUGCCGGGGGCCAUCAGGACCAUAGAGUCCAGCAACGUCGGCGUCAGCGUCCACUACCCCACCACCAUGGUGGAGCUGUGGAGGGAGUCGCCUCAGGGAUUGGUCAAAGAGGGGGACACUGUGGAGCUGCGUUGCCACGGCGAUGGCAACCCCCCGCCGACCUUCAUUUUCAGCAGGGAGCAAGACCCUAAUGUGGACUUGGAAGCCCAGAGCAGCGUGUUGGUGCUGCAGGCGGUGUCGCGCAAAGACAGCGGCAUCUACCAGUGUCGCCCACUGGACAUCGACACUCGCCAACAGGUCAAAGGAGAGAUGCAGCUCAAAGUGCACUACCUGGACCCUGCUGUGCUGGUACCUGCAGAAUCAGAGGACUUGGUCAGAGGUGAAGAUUUGACCGCGACCUGCAACGCCUUGUCCUCCCUGAAAACAUCCACCAUCUGGCACAAGGAUGGUAAGAUGGUGGGUCGAGGAAACACACUACACCUGCAGGACGUCACCUAUGAAAUGGCAGGAGAGUACGUAUGCGACGUGACCGCACCCUCCCUACCCUCCCUGCACACCAGCGGCUCCGUUCACAUCGUCGUUAACGGCGGUCCUCAGCUGGUGGGCGAGGAGCAGGAGGUGCAGCUGGAGGAGACGGUGGGCAGAAUGGUGAACCUGAGCUGCGAGGCACGGGGCCACCCGGCCCCCAGCAUCACGUGGAUCUUCGUGGGAAGUCAGAGCUGGCAGGUGGUGGCGAGCAAAUCCAGUGAACACGUAACACGCAGCGUGGUGUCCGUCGCCGUCGCCUCGGACAUCAGUGCCCUGUGCAACGCCUCCAACGACUUGGGAGCGGACGUCAGAGCUUUCAGCAUCAAAGCCGUUCCACUGAUCACAUCAAGCAACCCCUUCUCUCCCGAAGGCAACGGCGUGAUCAUCGUUGUGAUCAUCUUGUGUCUGCUGCUGCUCGCCAUCCUGGGCAGCGUCCUCUACUUCCUGCACAAGAAGGGAAAGAUCCCCUGUGGACGCUCAGGGAAGCAGGACAUCUCCAAAGAGAAGACCGCCAAAGACGACAUCGUGGUGGAGAUGAAGAGCGAAGCAAAGAGCGAAGCGAAGAGCGAGGACGUCGUGCUCCUAAAGGCCGUCAACGGGGACAAAAAUGGUCCAAGCGAGCAAUGAAGAAGUGGAAGAUCAGCAGGACCAUUAUUGUCCACUCAGGAGACCAGCAGCUGAUCUGAGACCAGCAGACGCACACACACACGCACACACACACACACACACACACACACACACACACACACACACACACACACACACACACACACACACACACACAGACUUUUGAAUGAAUGUUUUGUUUUUGUUUUUGUAAAAGUUUCCCAGCCGUGGUCGUGGUGUUGACGUGGUGUUUGGUCCUCCAUGGAGAAGUGUACAUAUUUAUAUAUAUUUUGUUAUUUAAGAUAUUUUCUCACGCCCGUUUCACACUUCCUGCUCGGCGUGCUCGUUACGGGGUCCUGCAACAACUGCUCCCGGCCCGGUGGCACUGUUUGUAAAUACACAACACCUGCUGGCCGACUGUUGACGGGAGCUCAAAGGUUAGCGAUCUGCUGUGCCUUUUUUUUCUUCUUUCGCUUUUUUGGAUACGCGUUUAAACACUGAUUUUUUGGUGUCUGACAUUUUUCUUUGCUUUUUAUUUUCAUUUUCAUUUUAAUGGCACUUUUUAAGUUUGCCUGCUGGCGCCAGAACACAAUUAGGUUCUAAAGUUACAAUCGUGCAGGGACACUGGCGCCCCCUGCUGGCUCAGGCCUCUUGUUUGCGUUCCUUCCAAAAGACCAUUGUUGAUAUUUUCUGGUGUGUGUCAUGUAAGUACUGUACACGUGUGUUUGUUAGGCUUUUUACCACUUCUUUGCAGGAAACGCCAAAUAAAAAUGUCUUGUUUUUUUUCCAA
This is a messenger RNA of Nerophis lumbriciformis (worm pipefish), 2707 nucleotides long. It is a transcript of the gene mcama, whose product is annotated as melanoma cell adhesion molecule a. Lineage: Eukaryota; Metazoa; Chordata; Actinopteri; Syngnathiformes; Syngnathidae. Gene Ontology annotation, molecular function: laminin receptor activity. Gene Ontology annotation, cellular component: plasma membrane. The record is from RefSeq and is a predicted model, not a curated record.